AUGAAAUUAUUUCCAAGCAACGCCAAUUCCCUACUACAGGUCAAGACGCGCUACCAAUUAUUGGCUACAAUAAUAGUUAAUAUCAUCACAUUCGGCCAUGGAGUGGGCGUGGGUUGGCUUUCGCCCACGUUGGCCAAAAUACAAACACCAGACCAAACACCACUAGCUUUUCAAGUGGGCAUCGAUGAAAUAUCCUGGCUCGGCUCCAUGCUGGGUCUGGGCAGCUUGUGCGGCAAUUUAACGAUUGCUCUGCUGCUGGAACGUAUGGGCAGAAAAUUUUGCCUCUACCUCAUGGCUGGUCCUUAUGCGUGCUUGUGGAUUUUGAUUUAUUUUGCUUCGAAUGUUGGUUAUUUAUAUGCUGCGCGUUUUCUCUGUGGCUUCACCGGUGGUGCGGGAUACGUGGUGGUGCCUAUUUUCAUAAGCGAAAUAGCGGACAGCAAAAUACGCGGCUCGCUUACAUCAAUGUUGAUGCUAUCGGUUAACUUUGGCAUACUUGUGGGCUACGUGAUGAGCACCUAUCUGGCCUAUCAUCUGAUCCCAUUUCUGGCGAUAUUGUUGCCCAUAGCAUACUUUUUGGCUAACUUGUUGCUGCCCGAAACGGCGCCAUAUUUGCUGAAGCGAAACAACGUAACGUCCGCAGAUAAAUCCUACCAAUAUUAUAGCAAUGUGCAGCCAGCACAGACAUAUAGCUAUAAAGCUGAUUUUGAGGAACUAUGCAUAGCAAUAGCUAAGCAGCAAGUGCUGAACAACACGGCCCUGACUUGGCGAGAUCUCGUUACGAAGCCAGCUUUGAAGGCCUUCGCCGCUGCCACUGUGCUCUGCCUGGGCUAUCAAUUCAGCGGCACCUUCAGCUUCAUCAACUAUAUGUCGACCAUAUUCGCUGCCUCCGGCUCUGUUUGGGAUGUCAACACCUGCACGAUUAUUAUUGGCGUCGUACAGAUUGUUGGCGUCUAUACCUCAACCAUCCUUGUGGAUAUUAUAGGACGUCGCAUACUCAUGCUCAUCUCGACCCUGGGUCUGGGCCUGGGCUGUAUUGCCUUUGGGUGCUUCACAUAUUUUGCGCAGCGCCAGGAUCUGACGGCUUUCAAUUGGCUGCCCCUGGUGUUGAUGGUGCUAAUUAUUUAUUUGGGCAACAUCGGACUCAUUGGACUGUUCUUUGUGGUGCUGGUGGAACUCUUUCCAGUCAAGAUACGUUCCUUGGCCACCUCCAUAUCGGUGGUGUUUCUUAGUGUCCUUGUUUUCUGCACGCUGAAGCUUUUUCCACUAUUGAUGCACUACGCUGGCAUUUCGAUAACCAUGUGGUUCUCAGCCGCCGCUAGUCUUGUAACAUUUGUAUACUUCCUGUUCUACCUGCCCGAAACCAAAGGCAAAUCUAUGGUUCAGGAUUAG
Molecule: messenger RNA, 1389 nt
Organism: Scaptodrosophila lebanonensis
Lineage: Eukaryota; Metazoa; Arthropoda; Insecta; Diptera; Drosophilidae
Product: facilitated trehalose transporter Tret1
Biological process (GO): transmembrane transport; carbohydrate transport
Cellular component (GO): membrane
Molecular function (GO): sugar transmembrane transporter activity
Source: RefSeq, a predicted model, not a curated record